Molecule: messenger RNA, 4069 nt
Organism: Hypomesus transpacificus
Lineage: Eukaryota; Metazoa; Chordata; Actinopteri; Osmeriformes; Osmeridae
Product: von Willebrand factor A domain-containing protein 3B-like
Exons: 26
Coding region: 47-3682 (1211 amino acids)
Source: RefSeq, a predicted model, not a curated record
CCGGCUGCUUGCUUCUCUAGGAACUUUUGAGAAGCUUUCGUAGAAAAUGGGCGAGUUUAUGGAGGACGUGGAACAGAUGAGUUCCUCGCCUGUGUGGUUGAAGACACACGGACUAAAGGAAUGCAAACUCUGUCUUUCGCAGAUCAUCAAACAAAUCAGCUUUAGACACAGCGAAGAUUAUGUCCAGUCUCUGAGGAAAUCUGUGGCUUCUCAGUAUGGCGAAGGUUUAUUUCCCCAGUUCAACAAAGAUGGAAGCUGUUACAACCUGACAGCCACUCCAGAGCGACUGCAGGAACUGUGCUUCUUGUUGGAGGAGAAAGCCCAGUUGUACCACUGCAGGAGGGCCUGGCUCACCACAGGCAGCAGACAGGUGUUUGGGGUGAUCCAGGAAGAAGCUGUCAGCCUGGUUGUGGACCUUGGUGGUGGGAUCGGGUCUCAGGACCAGCUGGGGAAGGAUGCUGUGUGCAGGGUCCUCAAAGAGCAGGUGUCACGGGUCGCCAAGUUCAACCUGAUCUGCUCUGGCAUCUCUGUGAGGUCGUGGAUGAGGAGAGCUGUGGCCGCCUCCGAGUACCACCUCCGGGCUGCCGAGAGGUGGCUGCGUGGCCUAGCCCCGGAGCCGUCCUGCCCGGCCUCCACCACUGCUGCCCUGCAGAGGGCCAUGGAGGAGCCGACGAUUCAAGCAGUCUACUUGUUUGUUGUUGGAGAUUUCAAAGGCAGUGUCACAGACGUGCUGCGGUACAGACCUCCAGGGAACAUGAAACCAGUUCACACAGUGUUGUUCCGGUCCAAAGACGAAGAAACCGUUGCUGCUUUGAGAGAGUUAUCACAGCUCACUGCUGGGAGGUUUCAUGCUUACACAGGGAUGAGAGGGGGCGAAGGCGAGCCAUUAGUCUCUGCAGAGAGGCGGAGAAGCAGUGAGCCAGCACCCCAGCCUGCAGGCCAUCCCCCAGGAGGUGGGAUCAGAGAGGAUGUUUAUCUGGUGUGGUGGGAGAGACAGGAGGCUAUAAGAGCCAGGGACGUUGUUCUGGACAUCCAGAGACAAGCCUUCGCAGAUCAGACACACCCUGACUCCAUGUGUCCAGAUGUGUGUUCACCAGUUGAGAGCCUCAGCUCCAGGGAGUGGCUGUCGAGGUUUGGAUUGAUCCCUCAGAAACUAGACGUCUUUGGGGCUCUGGGGGACUGUGCCUUCCGCCACUCUGACGGUGUCGUUGACGUCAAAUGCCAACUGACAAAUGAGACCACCCAAUCAGAUGCUGGAAGGAGAAAGAUGCUGGUGAACGCUAAAUACUGUGAAGGUUUCGCUCACAUGAAGUGGCGUGACGACUCUCUCGUUCACGUCUACGUCCCGGCGGAGAAGCUCCGGUGGUAUGAAGAGAGGAUGGCCGCGUUCCUUCAAAACGUCGGGAGGAGAUUAACGUGGCUAAGAAAUGGAAGCAGAGACUUGUUUGGGACUGUUCUGGAAGAUCACCUCUACCUCCUCAUCGAUACCUCCGAGUCAAUGAGAGACCAACUGCCUCUGCUUAAAGACAAGAUCCAGCAACUAAUAAAAGAACAACUUUGUCAUAAAUCAAAGAUUAACGUUGUGGCCUUCGGGUCACGGGUAGCGUGUUGGAGGAGCAGGCUGACAGACGUGAACUCUCACAGCCUGGACAGUGUUUGUUGGUGGGUCAAAGGGCUGCAGGCUGCAGGUUCAACCAAUACUUUGGAAGCGUUAGGUCAGGCCUUCACUGACCGGGACCUGCAAGCUGUUUACCUGCUGACGGAUGGAAGGCCUGACCAGCCAAUCGGGAGCAUCUUGGAGCAGGUUCGUCGCUGGGGCCCUACCAGUAUACCAGUCCACACCAUCUCCUUUAACUGUGAUGACCAGGAGGCCAACGACUUCCUGCUUCAUCUGGCCAGGGAGACACAGGGCAGGUUCCACUGUUAUCACCCUGCCACUCAGGGCUCCCCCCUCCCCCAGCACAAUGAGAGUGAGGACAUCCACCUUUUGAAGCGGGAGAUGAAGAGAGGGGAAGCAGGCCUCCGUCGGGUCCGGAGUCUCCGUGCAGAAUGCGUGAUGUUGGACGCCUUCCACCAUGAGAGCAGGAGAGAAAUCAAUCGUGGAAGAUCACGUCAGAAGGGUAACAGCGCCCCCACCUGGCAGAAGAGCACACAGCACCAGAAAGAGGAACCUCUCAGAAGUGCCGUCGAACGACCACAUUCGGAGAGGUGCCAGCCCAAACCAGAGGAACAUGAAGGACAAACUGGCGCGGGCAUGCUGGGGCUUGUGAGCAGUGGUCUGGGUAGGAGUGACCAGGACCCCACCCUCACCGACAGGCCCCCCAGCCCCACGCAGGACUGGAUGCUGUCCGAGACCCAGCUCCUCCUCCAGAGGAACGCUGAAAAGCAGGAGCAAGUGCUCCAGAAACUGAGGUUGGGGUCCUCGGAUGGGGAAACAACCAAUCAGGAAAGGAUCAAACCUAGGCAGUCCCUGGAUGUGCCGUCUGCUGAGUGGCUGAAGAGCAACAGUCUGGAGGCCAGGAGACUCACCUUUACAGAGGCCGUGACUCCGUACUCCAUCCUCCACACCCCCAAACACCUCCCCCUGCUGGACAAACAGGUCUACUCCAAAGUUUUCGAUGAGGCUUGUCCUCUCCUGCACAUCAGCCUUGGCAGCGAGCAGCACCUGGCUGUGAUCAACCCUCUGGCCCUGAACCUGGAGGGCUACAAGAUCAAGCUCCAGAAGGUUCUGAGUGCAUAUGAAAGGCGUUUGAACAGGACAGUGUGGAGAUGUUUGACUCAAGAGGAGAAAGAUCAGUUUGGUGGCGUCGAGCCGGUCUCCUUCAGGGUCCACCGGUCCCCCCUGCUGGAGGCCCUGGAGCGGCUGGGCUGGCCCCUGGCCCUAGAGGACGUCACUCUCCUGGAGGAGGAGAUCCACAUGGGCGUCUCCUUCCUCCAGCAGGCCUCAGACCUGCAGCGGGCCGCCCAGGAGAGGAGGAGCCAUCACGCCAACGCAAGACGCGACACUAACAGUUCAUCGAACACCCCAGUCAGGAAGGCAUCCCAGAGACCACCGGACCCUCUCAGAGGUCAAAGGGUAAUCGCCAGGUCAGAGAUCGAUGGGUACUACUACUCUGGUAUGGUGAAAGCGUGCGUGAGGAGGCGGGCGGUGGUGCAGUUCACCAGCGGAGGUUCUGAGAUCGUACCUCUCGAGUUCCUCUUCCUGGUUGGGGGGGCCCAGCCGUGUCCUCGUCUUACAAUGGGGGACUUUGUCCUGGUGGCGGACAAACACUCAGGCGGACGCUUCCUCCCCGGUGUCGUCAUAGCAACCCCUUGUCGACUGGAGCGGGCGGACAGAUUUUUUUCCGUCCUCCAGCCCGACGGGGAGAAGGUUCACUGUCAGAGGAUCAGAAUGGUGAAGAUCAGCCAGAGGAGGUACCUGCAGACCUGCAUGGACCUGCAGCAGCACGUCCUGUCAGCCCAGUCCAGGUCUCACUCAGAGCCACCAUCCAGCCAGAGGCCCUCCAAUACCAGCUCCUCUGCAGACUCCGUGGCCGCUGAGGGUGGGAACGUCAGCUGCAUGAAGACUCAGAGGAAGGCAAGGAAACAGGAAAACACACCCGAAGAAGAGGGCUCCAAACAGGAAGUUCAUGGCCUCUGUUCAGAUCCUGCCUUCCAGAAAGCAGCGGAGGGGAGAAACUAAGGCGAAGGAAAAGAGGAAGAUGAAGGCGAUAGGUGAAAGGGAGGAUGAAGAGGAGGAGGACAUAGAUGAGGAAAUGGAGUCGGCAGAUGUUAAUACCAACUCAUCUGAGUUGAGCCACUAAGUCAUAAAAACUAGACAAGUUAGUGUUAAUACUAUUUGUGACUAUGGUUCAGCUCCAUAACAAGUUAUUCUUAUGAUUUAGAUGUUAUAAAAAUUAUACCUUUAGUGUAUUUUCAUGGGUCUGUGAUUCAAAAUAUUGUGAUGUGGUAGUGAUAAGGACUGUUUAUGAUUACAUUUUUGUGUAUUCAGAAAUAAAUCAUGUUCUGAAUGUUAAUAUAGCAAUGCGAUAUUAUAAAUCAAUCAAGUGUGGACGUUCCUUGAUUCACU